CCUCCUCCCUCCUCCAUGGCUGCCGGCCCUGAUGCCUACCUCCAAGGCAACAUCAGAAUGACUCUGGAGGACCUUGACCUUUGGAAAAGCUUCCAUCAAACAGGAACAGAGAUGAUAAUCACCAAACCUGGCAGGAGGAUGUUCCCACACUGUAAAGUGAUUCUAUCUGGUCUGAUUCCAUGUGCCAAGUACAUCUUACUGGUUGACAUGGUUCCAGAAGAUGGGUUCAGAUAUAAGUGGAACAAGGAUAAAUGGGAGGUGGCAGGCAAAGCGGAGCCUCAGCCUCCCUGCCGGACCUACCUCCACCCAGACUCUCCAGGCCUGGGGAGCCACUGGAUGAAGCAGAGUGUCUCCUUCCUUAAGCUCAAGCUCACUAACAACACCCUGGACCAGCAUGGGCAUAUCAUUCUGCACUCCAUGCAUCGCUACCAUCCACGCUUCCACGUCAUCCAAGCAGACGACCUGUUCAGUGUCCGCUGGAGUGUUUUCCAGACUUUCACCUUCCCAGAGACUUCCUUCAUCGCGGUCACAGCCUACCAAAACACCAAGAUUACAAGGCUGAAGAUCGAUCACAAUCCAUUUGCGAAGGGUUUCAGAGAUGAGGGCACGAGUAAAAAAAGACAAGCAAACAAAAGCCCAGAUUGCUUUGAGAAAAGAGCCAAGGAACCCAGCGUUGUGGCUGAGGACUCUAAAGAGGACAGUUCACCAGGCUUCUGCCAGUCCUCCUACGACAGUUAUGACAGAGAUGAAGGCGAUCUGGCCAAAAGGAAAGACGAAAAGUCUGUGAAGGAAGAGCGUUACUCUCCGUGGGAUGCUGAGAGGCAGCAGGGCGUGAGGACCGACUCUCCUGCUGGGGGCGACACCAGAGAGAUCUACAACACAGAGCAGCUUGUUCCCACUCCGGCUUCCUAUCAGCUGUACAGGGCCCAUGAGAAUGGCAAGUCUCCCUCCCCUCCCUCCAGCAUCGCCAGCAACAACAGUGGAUCAGGACGGAGCUGCUUCGAGUCCCGGGUUCCUGACAUCGCCACCGUCCCCGAACACGACCCUUCAAAACCUCGUGCGCAUGAAGCUGGUCCUUCCCACUGUGGCCCCCAGCACCUACCGGGCCCCCAGGACUACAGUGGAGUGCUCAACAUGACCAUGGCCCAGGCCGGCAAGCCCGGGAUCCUCAGCCACCACAUCUACAGCCCCUACAGCGCAGAGCAGCCUCUGGGCCAAUGGAGCGGACCCGGACCUGCCCAGUACCCUCCUCCUCACCCUCUGACUGCUGACUACACCACACAAGCUGUGCACCAUGGCUAUCACCAUGGCAACGUGGCAGAGUGGAGCCAGUACCCGCUGUUCUCCUACUCCUGCUGGUGAUGGAGACUUUCAGCGUUAUCGGACUGAGAGACGAGUUUCCCAACGCCGCUGCGCCUGGCAGCGCCCACGGAGGAUCCACGCCCCACCCCGGCCAAGGGCCCGGGAACAAGGAGGAGCAGGACCGAAGCUGCCCUGCUCUGGCACCAUCCAAACUGUAAACCGAAGUGUGCUUGGCCCUGCUGACAGAUUGUCGUAUCGUUUAUUUAUUUAGUGUUUUGUUUAAUCUUCAGCAUAAAUAUUAUUUUUGUACAGAAAUAAAUAAUAAAUAAAGUGUUUGUGUGCCAACUGUGUGUGUCUAAAAACUGGAAAUAAAAUCCAACUGUAACACGGUUUGAUGUCUGGUUUAAUCCAAGCUUUGCCUUCAGAUCCUUCUAGAGCGGAUAAACAACCAGCAACCUGACUCCCGCAGACACAUGAUGUUUCAUUCAUUAAAUGUUCAAUCAAUGUUUCAUCCUGUCUAAAGUCGUAUCCUGAAGGUUUAAGUCAGAGGAAGUCCAUCUGCAAGCCUUUUACCUGUGUUUGUUUGUAUUUCCACUAAUGGAAAGACACACUCUGUGUUUUGGACCAGCCCAGCAUGCAUUAAAGACUGUAUUAGUGCGACUCUGGCUCACCUGCUGAGAUUUAUCCACCAG
Molecule: messenger RNA, 1994 nt
Organism: Nothobranchius furzeri (turquoise killifish)
Lineage: Eukaryota; Metazoa; Chordata; Actinopteri; Cyprinodontiformes; Nothobranchiidae
Gene: tbx16
Product: T-box transcription factor 16
Biological process (GO): regulation of transcription by RNA polymerase II; positive regulation of DNA-templated transcription; cell fate specification
Cellular component (GO): nucleus
Molecular function (GO): DNA-binding transcription factor activity, RNA polymerase II-specific; RNA polymerase II cis-regulatory region sequence-specific DNA binding
Source: RefSeq, a predicted model, not a curated record